AUGGAGAUGAAAAUGGCGGAGGCCCAGGAGUCCAAGGACUUCUCCUCGACGGUCGAAGGCCAGCUGCCAGCUGGUUCUGUUCCUGUCGAAAAGGAGGAGGAGGAAGUGGAGGCAGAGGUCGAGCAGGAAGAGCAGGAGCAGCAGGAGCUCCUCAGCGAGCGAUGGUCUCCGUUGGGAGCCAACUACGAUGACGCGAAUAGCGCCAGCUCUGGCGUGGAUUGCGAACUGGAACCUGGACUGGAGAAAUCGGAGACGCGACGUGGGAGCACUGGGAGCGAACUGGCCCGUCUGCGGAGCAUCGAGGAGGAGCAGGAGCUGCUCACCAGUUCCCUGUUGGCCUUGACCUCCCAUUUUGCCCACGUCCAACUGAGAGUCCGCCAAAUUGUGGAGGCGCCAGCGGAGGAGCGGGAUCAACUGCUACGCGACCUCGAAGACUUUGCCUUUCAGGGCAUUCCGGAGGCAGUUCAGUCCAAGGAGUCCCAGCCGGAAGACGACGCCGUUGAGGGUGAAAAGGAGCCCGGUGCAGAUAGCCAGCUCAUCGAACAACUGAAAUCCCAGCUCACUGAGCUGGAACAAAUAGCCUACGAGGCUGGAGAGCCCGGAAUCCUGCCGCAACACGUGAUGCUCGAGAAGCAAAAGUUCAUCCUGGACGAGCUGCGCUCCAAGCUCAAUCUCCAGGUUGAGCAACACGAGCUGCCUGCCCUCAGCACGGAGCAGUUGCGCCACCAGGUGGACAACGCCAUCGGCGAGUUCGUGGGCCCGCUUAAGAUGAAGGAGCAGCUGGUGGCCCAGCUGAAGACGCAGAUCACCGACCUGGAGCGCUUCAUUGCCUUCCUGCAGUGCGAUGCGGUUGAGGGUUCCGUGGGGGAUCGACUGAAGCUUCUGUCCGGAGCCUACAAUAGCUACGCGGCCAAGCAGACAGCCCGGAGUUCACAAGCAGCUUCCAUUGCCCCGGCCACAGGUGUGGCCAGCGCCCCCGCCACUACUGCUGCUCCUCCUCCGUACUCCGGAGUGGGCUCCCAUUCGCCCGGGGAGAGCUUGCACAGCAAGGCUCACGGACUGCUGGACAAGGCUUCGAUCCUCAUGCAAAUGUUCGCCAGCACUCAUUUGGGGAAGCCAAGAAGCCACGACGAGUUCCAGCAGAACUCGCUGAAGAAGACGCACAAGGGAAACCACUGGGGGGAUCUACGUGCCCAGUUGGAGGUGGACAUCCAGGAAGUGGCUGCCUUGGCCGCCACUUUGAGUUGCGACCGCGAGAAGUUGGCCAAUAUCAAGCGCGCUUUGCGCCAGCAGCAUCAACAGCAGGCUGAGUGCACUUCUUCCUCCGCGGCUGGCCAUUUGGUUAUCAAUUCCCAGAGUGGAGCGCUGACCACUUUGCCACUGCGCUGCCGACGAGCAGUGCCAACUGGUCACGAGCUGGCUCCCUAUGCGGCCGGCGGAGCCAUAUCCUCCGAUUCCGACGAGGACAUCAGCUACUCGAACUUCGAGUGGGAGAAGGAGGGCAAGAGCCGGCGGACGGCGCACAUGCGCGGUGACUCCAUAGCCACGAUUGGCAGGGAACUGACCACGGUGGUGCGCAAGAACUUUGCGCGUACGUUGCAGCAGCUCAUCCAACACGGACUGCGCAUCCCAGCGGAAUCGGCAGCCUCCAGUUUGAUGGUUCCCUUCAUGAGGUGUCUGCAUCCAGCACCUCCGAUGGUCCCGCCGUCAGCUGGAGGGGACUCGCAGUUCCUCGGCUUGGGCAGAGCCAUGCACGCCUGGGAACUGGUACUGGCCUAUUACAGAUUAAAGCACGGCGAGGAGUACAACAACACGCCCGCCCGCAAGUUGUCGCAAAGCUUCCAGCUGGACAUUGUUGACGCCCAGGCGGUGACCGCCAAGCAGAGUUUGCUCAGCGCCGUGGGCAUGAUUUUGGCCAUGCAUCGCCCCUACAAACGGAGCAAUAACGCGCACUUCAAGGCCUUCGUCUGCGCCGGACUCAACUCCCACUUGCUGGUGGAGUGGCUCAACCUGAUCCUCAGCUGCCAUGAGCUGGUGGACACGUACUACUCAGCAAACAGCUACGUGGCCCGCACGGGAUUCCGGGACUCGCUGCGCUCCAUCGACGCUCUAUCCCGAUUUGACUUCGACCUGCCGGUGGACUUGGCCAUCCGACACUUCCGAAAUAUCUAAGCAGCUGACUUGUACAUUUUUGGCUUAGACUAGAUCACACUAUUCAAUGUCCAACGGGGACUUUAGUCCAAAUCGUAUUCUCUCUCUCACUUAAUGUAUAAACUCGUGUAUAUAACUUUAGAUAUGUCCCAUUAAAUCAAUUGCUAAUCCUAACGAAA
Molecule: messenger RNA, 2330 nt
Organism: Drosophila suzukii
Lineage: Eukaryota; Metazoa; Arthropoda; Insecta; Diptera; Drosophilidae
Product: RUN domain-containing protein 1
Source: RefSeq, a predicted model, not a curated record